GAGGGAUGGGUUGUGGUGAAGCUCUACAAAUGGCCUUGAUUCUCACCAUCGCGUUCGCAUACUUUCUGUGUCCUGUUGCAUUGGGUGCAGUUGCUUUGCUAUAUCUGCUGGUGUUCUAACAUAAACUACCAAUCUUGUUUCGCGAUAUUGUUGAAACCCUUACCAGAGAAGGGCUUGCUAGCCACGAGCCCUAUUUAUUUUUUCUUAUUCUCCCGCUGCCGUCCGCUCCUGAGACUGCUGCUUGCAAAGACACGACGCAGGAGGCUCGCAUCGAGGGCUCACCGCCAUAUUCGGCUUGCUCCUGUUCCCUUCAACAGGUUCACGCCAAAUGGCCUCAAAUACCGUCAGUGGCAAUCAGUCAAGGACCAUCUGGGAACCAUCGGCAACGAAGCCCAUGGCAACUGUUUCGAAGAUCACAGUCACUUCGGCUUCGUCUGCGCCACCACGACCGAUUGAUCAGAUCACGGACGCAUACCGUCGUCGGUACGCAUCUUACCUUGCUUCGACUUUUCACAUCAGUGUCGAGGCGGCCAACCUUGAGGCGGACUACCAGCUCCAGCCUCGUCGUCGAUCUGAGGCGUCUGAAUCAGAGGUCUACCGCGUGUAAAUAGUGGCUGAAUCUCGAUAUGUCCCACAGAAAGCAUUGGUCUAGAAAUAUCUUCGCAACGUCCGCGACGAGUCUCCCGAAGCAGUUCUUGUUGAGGAUGAUUUUGUUGAAUGUUUCUAAAGUCAGCCUUUCCAAGGUUGUUUUGCCAACAGGAUUCUUACAGGACAAAUACAUGAGCCUUAUCCUUAA
Messenger RNA from Cladophialophora immunda, 796 nucleotides. RefSeq lists its product as uncharacterized. The coding region runs from base 329 to 607 and encodes 92 amino acids. The record is from RefSeq and is a predicted model, not a curated record. The transcript is spliced from 2 exons. Lineage: Eukaryota; Fungi; Ascomycota; Eurotiomycetes; Chaetothyriales; Herpotrichiellaceae.